GUCCUCAGGCACAGUACUCGCCCCAAUAGUGUACGCAAUGGACCGCUGGAUCGGAAAGGUGGCGAUCGUAACCGGUGCAAGCUCGGGCAUUGGUGCAACGGCAGUGAAAGCCCUGGCCACCGCCGGCAUGGUCGUGAUCGGACUGGCACGCCGUGCCGAGCGUGUUCUGGAGCUGAAGAAAACUGUCCCACCGGAAGUGGCACACCGAAUACACUCCCACCGCUGUGAUGUGACCAGUGAGCAAUCGAUAGUGGACGCUUUUGCGCUGAUCGAUCAUCAGUUUGGCGGUGUGGACGUGCUGAUCAACAAUGCCGGUGUGUCGAAACUGACCUGCACGCUGCUGACGGCGGGCAAUGGGGCAGACUUACGCACGGUACUGGACACGAACGUGAUGGGUCUUGUGCUGUGCAGUCGCGAGGCAUUCCAGUCGAUGAAGCGCCGCUCGAUCGAUGGCCAUAUCGUGAACAUUAACAGCAUCCUCGGCCACAAGUACAUCGGCUUUCCCAACCUAAACAUCUACGGUGCAUCCAAGUAUGCCGUUACCGCGAUAACGGAAACGUUGCGCAAUGACCUGCGCAACGAAGGUACGCGGGUGAAGGUUACGAGCAUCAGCCCGGGCAUCGUGCGGACGGAGAUGGUCCCGGAGGGUGACCAGUUUCAAGAUACGCCCAUGCUGGAGGCGGACGAUGUUGUCAGUGCGAUUCUGUAUGCGCUCGGGACGCCUCCUCAUGUGCAGGUGCACGAGGUUAUCAUCAAGCCGGUGGGCGAAACGAAUUAAAUUCAAAACA
Molecule: messenger RNA, 788 nt
Organism: Anopheles coluzzii
Lineage: Eukaryota; Metazoa; Arthropoda; Insecta; Diptera; Culicidae
Product: farnesol dehydrogenase-like
Exons: 2
Coding region: 38-778 (246 amino acids)
Molecular function (GO): oxidoreductase activity
Source: RefSeq, a predicted model, not a curated record